Messenger RNA from Melanotaenia boesemani (Boeseman's rainbowfish), 2289 nucleotides. RefSeq names its product leucine rich repeat containing 1 (gene lrrc1). The record is from RefSeq and is a predicted model, not a curated record. Gene Ontology annotation, molecular function: protein binding. Gene Ontology annotation, cellular component: postsynaptic membrane; postsynaptic density; adherens junction. Gene Ontology annotation, biological process: neurotransmitter receptor transport postsynaptic membrane to endosome; neurotransmitter receptor transport, endosome to postsynaptic membrane. The coding region runs from base 457 to 2034 and encodes 525 amino acids. The transcript is spliced from 14 exons. NCBI's taxonomy places the organism in Eukaryota, Metazoa, Chordata, Actinopteri, Atheriniformes, Melanotaeniidae.
GUAGGAUAGGAAUGAGGGAGUGAAUGUUCCGGGUCAGAAACUGGACGGGAGAGGAAAUUAACUCCGGGACGAGACGAAAAAACAAAACAAAAAAACAGAAUGCCAUAUUCUGCUACACUGAGAUGCAGCCUGUAUUUUUUAUGCUACAAAGAAGGCUUUUAAAAACGGCGGAGGUGAGACGAGGAAGAAAACAGGUGCCUACCACGAAUUACUAAAGUGAGACAACGACGGAGAGUUAUUCCUAUGUUCGUGGCGACCUGACGAACGUUAGCACUGUAACGUUACCGCGACUUAUUUACAGCGGGAGUUUCGGUGUUUACUUGCCUUAGUUUCGCCUGGCGUGUGCUUUAGCGGUAAGUUGAGCUCAGGUUAGUCUCGCCGUAGCAAUCUGUUGCAUCCCCUCGCCACGCUGUUUGUUAAUCGCACGGAUAAGAGAUUUAUUCCCACCUCCCCGUGAUGUUUCACUGCAUACCCCUGUGGCGGUGUAACCGUCACGUUGAGACGAUCGAUAAACGCCACUGCUCCCUGCUGUAUGUACCCGAUGAGAUUUAUCGCUACGGACGGAGUUUGGAGGAGCUGUUGUUGGAUGCCAACCAACUCCGAGACUUGCCCAAGCCAUUUUUCCAGCUAGUGAAACUUCGCAAACUGGGCCUGAGUGACAAUGAGAUCCAAAGACUUCCACCAGAAAUAGCCAACUUCAUGCAGCUGGUAGAGCUGGAUGUCUCUCGAAAUGAUAUUAUGGAAAUUCCAGAGAGCAUUUCUUACUGCAGAUCUCUCCAAGUGGCAGAUUUCAGUGGGAAUCCAUUAACAAGGUUACCUGAUAGCUUUCCAGAGCUACGGAAUCUCACUUGUCUUUCCAUCAAUGACAUUUCAUUGCAGACUCUUCCAGAUAACAUUGGAAACCUUGCCAACUUGGUAUCACUAGAACUCAGAGAAAAUGUCUUGACAUUCCUACCAGAGUCAUUAUCUCAGCUUCACAGACUUGAAGAACUUGACCUGGGCAAUAACGAACUGUACAGAUUGCCUGAAUCAAUAGGCUGUCUUGUCAGCUUAAAGGACUUGUGGCUGGAUGGAAACCACUUGACUGACAUACCUACAGAGAUGGGCAGUAUUAGGACCCUUCUGUGUCUGGAUGUAUCAGAAAACAAACUGGAGCGACUCCCAGAAGAGCUGGGGGGGCUGGUGUCACUCACUGACCUGCUAGUGUCUCAGAAUUCCAUUGAUGCUCUUCCAGAAACCAUUGGAAAACUAAAAAAACUUUCUAUAUUGAAAGCUGACCAGAACAGGCUAAUGUAUCUUCCAGAGAGUAUCGGUAACUGUGAAAGCCUUACAGAACUUGUGCUCACAGAGAACCAGUUACAGAGUUUGCCUCGGAGUAUCGGCAAAAUGAAGCGUCUCUCCAACUUAAACUGUGACAGAAACCAGAUAGCAUCAUUACCCAAGGAGAUCGGAGGCUGCAGUGGUCUGAAUGUGUUCUGUGUACGAGAAAACAAACUUACGAGGAUACCGGCAGAGCUGUCACAAGCCACAGAACUGCAUGUGUUGGAUGUCUCAGGAAACCAUCUCACCCACUUGCCGAUUUCUCUGACCACCCUACAACUGAAGGCCUUAUGGUUGUCGGAAAACCAGUCGCAGCCUCUUCUCACCUUUCAGACAGACAACGAUCCUGAAUCAGGCGAGAAGGUGCUCACCUGCGUGCUGCUGCCUCAGCAACCAUGUGAAUCAGACUAUAAAGGUUCUGAUAAUCUCGCACGCUUUGGUGCAUUGGAAAGUCUGGUGAACGAUAUGGCAGAUGACACGUGGAACAACAAACCCAUGAACAGGAUCAGUACCAUUCAUUUCGUAGAUGAUGAUGAGGAGGAAGAUGACGACAAGGGAACAUUGCUUCGGCGGGCCACGCCUCAUCCCGGAGAACUAAAAAACAUGAAGAAAGUGGCCGAGAACAUUCGCAACGACAUGAACGCAGCCAAAGGCCUGGACUCCAACAAAAACGAGGUCAAUAACGCUGCAGACAGAGUGACCACAUCUGUGUGACCUUUACCUCAGAAAUAUUUUUUUACCUUCUGUGUGUACCUCCUGCAACACCUUGCAGUCCUCUGUUUUUAUUUUUAUUUAUUCUUUUUUUUUCUUUUACCCACAAACCCCGGUGUGGCCUACCCCUUCUCUGAUUAUACCUGGGACACCUGCAACCUUACUCCCUCUCCAGUCCUGUGUAAAACAUGCUCACAGUACCAGGGCCGCUGUGCCUUCUGCUUUUAAAUGUCAGCAACAGAGAUGCUUCUUUUUUUU